GCUCCCACAACCUGGAACCUCCUCGUCCUGGCAUCAUAAGUCCCCUCCUUCCCCCAGGGCCCAGGUCAAGACGCGACAGGUGGAACGAAACUUUGCCCGCCCAUUGACUCGCUUCAGAGCCGCACCUCGUUCGUUUCGGAUCGCCUUGCCGGAGUCUUGACCCAGGCUGGCUGGGCCCUCCCUCACCUGCAAAGUCCCCCCCUCCCGAACCAGCAUCCAUCACGUUCCCAUCCCUGAGACCCUCCUCUCCUCGUGGCCCUCUUCGACACCAACGGGCUUCGACUGCUCUUGCCGCAUCGCCAUAUCUCGGCUGGGCCCCUCACACCUGCCACGACACUCGUGCCCGCCCGACGCUCUCGCCCAAUUCUCUCGCCUUGCAUCUCGUGAUCGGCCGAGCCGGACGGAACCAUGGACGCCAACAAUAACCGCCUGCAUCUCAACUUCGGGAACUCUGACCGACUUCCCCUCAAUGACAGGGCAUACCCGACGACGCCCUCGACCUUUCCACAACCCGUCUUCCCCAACCAGGCGGGACAACAGCAGCACCAGCACCAGCACCAGCACCAGCACCAGCACCAGCACCAGCAACCGCCACCACCCCAGCAGCAUCACCAACAGCAGAACCAUCCUCAAGGUGGCAUGCCGGCGCAUCAGCAGGCUUAUGCUGGCUACGCACCCCAGGGAUACUUCCCUCAGGCGCAGCCCGGCUAUGCUGCUCAGUAUCCCGCCCAGGCCGUCACCAACGACUACGCCCACGCCCAAAAUGGCGUCUACCAGGCACGAUCUAAUACCCCUGGCACCAACGACCCAAACGUUGGCCUAGCCCAUCAAUUCUCGCAUCAGAACUUGGGAGGCGGCGCUGCUAGAGGCGCUCAAUAUGCUCCCCGCGGACCCUCUCCCGCCCAGCGCCCGAGAACUGCCGGUGGAAGCGCACAGCCGGGGCCGUACGGGGCCUAUGUGAACGCGCCUCCCAUGCCCACGCAGAGCCAUCCCCCGGCCGAGAUUUUCCAGUCCGCUCCGGAGCGGAAUCCCGACAAGUACGGCACCAAUGCCAACAGCAACCAGAAGAAGUGCUCCCAGUUGGCCACGGACUUCUUCAAGGACAGCGUUAAGCGUGCUCGUGAGCGCAACCAGAGACAAAGUGAAUUGGAGCAGAAGCUUCAAGAUCCGGGCCAGAACCCCGCUCGCAAAGAGCAGCUCUGGUCCACGGCCGGCCGGAAAGAGGGCCAAUAUCUCCGCUUCCUCCGAACCAAGGACAAGCCCGAAAACUACACCACGGUCAAGAUCAUCGGCAAGGGUGCAUUCGGAGAGGUCAAGUUGGUUCAGAAGAAGGGCGAUGGCAAGGUCUACGCCAUGAAGUCGCUCAUCAAGACGGAAAUGUUUAGAAAGGAUCAGCUUGCUCACGUUCGGUCCGAGCGCGACAUCCUGGCCGAAUCCGACAGUCCCUGGGUCGUCAAGCUCUACACCACCUUCCAAGACUCGUAUUUCCUGUACAUGCUCAUGGAGUUCUUGCCUGGAGGCGACUUGAUGACAAUGCUCAUCAAGUACGAAAUCUUCUCCGAGGACAUUACGCGCUUUUACAUUGCCGAAAUUGUCUUGGCCAUCGAAGCCGUUCACAAGCUCGGCUUCAUUCACCGCGACAUCAAACCCGACAACAUCUUGCUCGACCGAGGUGGCCAUGUCAAAUUGACCGACUUUGGCCUGUCCACUGGCUUCCAUAGACUACACGACAAUAACUACUACCAGCAGCUUCUGCAGGGCAAGUCGAAUCGCCCUCGCGAUCGCAACUCCGUCGCCAUUGACCAAAUCAACUUGACCGUCAGCAAUCGAUCGCAAAUCAAUGACUGGCGGCGGUCACGCAGACUCAUGGCGUACUCGACUGUCGGUACUCCCGAUUAUAUCGCCCCCGAGAUCUUCACGGGCCACGGCUACUCGUUCGACUGCGAUUGGUGGUCUCUGGGCACCAUCAUGUUCGAGUGCCUUGUGGGCUGGCCGCCGUUCUGUGCCGAGGACAGCCACGACACAUACCGCAAGAUCGUGAACUGGAGGCAGACGCUGUAUUUCCCCGACGACAUCACGCUGGGUCUUGAGGCCGAGAACCUGAUUCGGAGCAUGGUUUGCAAUACCGAAAAUCGUCUUGGACGUGGUGGCGCGCACGAGAUCAAGCAUCACCCCUUCUUCCGUGGUGUCGACUUUGACAGUCUGCGCCGCAUUCGCGCGCCAUUUGAGCCGCGCUUGACGUCAAACAUCGACACAACGUACUUCCCCACAGACGAAAUCGACCAGACGGACAACGCGUCAGUGCUCAAGGCCCAGGCCAUGCAGAACAACCGCGGCCAGCCAGAAGAGUCGCCCGAGAUGAGCCUGCCGUUUAUCGGCUACACGUUCAAGCGGUUUGAUAACAACUUUCGGUAA
Messenger RNA from Purpureocillium takamizusanense, 2415 nucleotides. It is a transcript of the gene CBK1, whose product is annotated as Serine/threonine-protein kinase. Gene Ontology annotation, molecular function: ATP binding; protein serine/threonine kinase activity. Bases 409 to 2415 code for a protein of 668 amino acids. The record is from RefSeq and is a predicted model, not a curated record. The transcript has 4 exons. Lineage: Eukaryota; Fungi; Ascomycota; Sordariomycetes; Hypocreales; Ophiocordycipitaceae. Gene Ontology annotation, biological process: peptidyl-serine phosphorylation; intracellular signal transduction.